This is a messenger RNA of Cydia splendana, 1012 nucleotides long. RefSeq lists its product as uncharacterized. Gene Ontology annotation, biological process: transmembrane transport. NCBI's taxonomy places the organism in Eukaryota, Metazoa, Arthropoda, Insecta, Lepidoptera, Tortricidae. Gene Ontology annotation, molecular function: transmembrane transporter activity. The record is from RefSeq and is a predicted model, not a curated record. The transcript has 4 exons. Bases 380 to 1012 code for a protein of 210 amino acids. Gene Ontology annotation, cellular component: membrane.
AUAAACUUGCAGAAAAAAUACCCAGAACAACUCAUUAAUUCUAAUUGUAAAUAUACUUUCUACUAACACACCAAACAAGUUAUUACUAACAUAAUAUGGAUGUAUUUGUCCCAAUUAAAUGCUUUCAUUUCAUUUAAUGGGAAAUUUUAAAACAUUAUCUUUGGCCCAUUGCUAAUAUAGAUACUUAUACGUAGGUACCUGUUCUAUUACAGAGAAUAUCAUUAUUUACUUUGUGUGAAUUUGUACCCAAUGAUAAUGAUAACUUUUGCUGUAAAUAUUUGAUUGUAGAAGAUGACUAUUUAAGUUUUAUUUUAUUGUAAUCGGGGCGGGCGACAAGAAAAGGACUGGUUAAUAGUUUAAUUAAUAAAAAAAUUACAAAAUGUCGGUGGUGUAUCAAGCUUUGUGCACUUUUAUUGUAUGCUUCAUCCGCAUGAGUCUCGUCAUCUCCUUCUCAUGGCCUGCCUUCACGACCAGCCUCUUCAAAUCCGAAGACACGCCGCUACACCGGCCUAUGACGGAAUUCGAAGUGGCGAUAUACGGCAGCAUGCUGUCUAUUGGUGCACUGAUCUUCACCCCUGUUAUGGGAUUGCUGCUCGAUGUGUUAGGACGAAAGAAAUGUAUGAUGUUGGCAGCGGUUACGCAUGUGUUCGCUUGGGUGAUCAUCGUGUUGACCAACCGCGUGGAAGCGCUGCUGUCGGCCAUGUUCAUCGCGGGCGGCGGCGUCGCCAGCUUCCUGGUCAUUCCCGUCUACAUCGCAGAGGUCUGCCAGCCGUCCGUGCGUGGCACCAUGACCUCCUGCAUGAUGCUGGCGUAUGGGCUGGGCAUGCUGGUCUCAUUCUUAUUAGCCAUACGCAAGACGUGCAAGAAUGUGUUGCGGCUGAACCGCGCGAUGCUGGACAAGUUGUCAGCAUUCGGUGUGUUCGAAAUAGAUGCAGCGUUCUCGCUGCGGCUGCUCAGCGCACUCGUACCCUACACCGUCAUGCUGCUGCAGUUUGCUUUUUUGACGUCCUAG